GCCAAUCUAUCAUUUCAAAAUUAUUUCGAAUUUAAAUUCCGUAGGUUAAAUAAUAAUUUUCAUACAAAUUAUUCAUAUUUAUUUUUUAUGAUAUCUUACUAUAUAAAAGUAUUUGUUCAACUCUACUAUGUUUUGCAGAUUUAUAAAUUCAACUCGUUUAAGAUUUAAUUGCUCUUUCCCAAUCAAUGUAAAAAGGUACUCUGUAAUUCCUCGUUGUCCCAUCAAUACUAUAGAGAAUACAGAAAAUAAAAAACCAAAAUUAGAUUCCAAUACCAUCGCAUUGUUAGAAAGGCUAUCACUGGUGAAAUGCGAUACAAAUGAAGGUGUUACUGUGUUAGAAGAUUCAAUAGAAUUCGCAAAUAAGAUUCUUCAUAUAAAUACAGACAACGUUGACCCUCUAUAUUCUGUAUUGGAAGAUGAGAAUUUAAGUUUACGUAAUGAUGUUAUUACUCAAGGCAACUGUCAAGAAGAUAUUCUUAAGAAUGCUGUGAUAACAGAAGAUGAUUACUUUGUUGCACCGCCAGGAAAUAUACCAUUACAUGAAAUCGAACAAAAUGAUAGUAACAUUGACUUAAGCAAAAAUGAGCACUCAAAUUAA
Messenger RNA from Colias croceus (clouded yellow), 598 nucleotides. It is a transcript of the gene GatC, whose product is annotated as glutamyl-tRNA(Gln) amidotransferase subunit C, mitochondrial. Gene Ontology annotation, cellular component: mitochondrion; glutamyl-tRNA(Gln) amidotransferase complex. The transcript has 2 exons. Gene Ontology annotation, molecular function: glutaminyl-tRNA synthase (glutamine-hydrolyzing) activity. The record is from RefSeq and is a predicted model, not a curated record. NCBI's taxonomy places the organism in Eukaryota, Metazoa, Arthropoda, Insecta, Lepidoptera, Pieridae. Gene Ontology annotation, biological process: glutaminyl-tRNAGln biosynthesis via transamidation; mitochondrial translation; regulation of translational fidelity. Bases 128 to 598 code for a protein of 156 amino acids.